AUGGCUUCGAUAAGAAGAACAUUGUCUCCGGUACCUCGACCUGGAACUUCACUAAAUGGGGAAGCCUGUUCGGUUCCUUCACCCUUGUCCAAGUCUUCUUCCUGUAACCAGAACUAUCCACCAGCAGGAGGUUUGAUGUGUUAUUUUGGUUCACUGGCCUAUGUAUUGUAUAGAGCUCAAGCUUUUGUUCUUGGUGUUUUCUCAACACGAUCUUCUCGGUCCUUGGAAAGGCCAAAGUUAAAUGGGCACGUUUGGAUGAGGGUUCUUUUCCAUUUCUUCACAUGUUUUGUGGUUGGGGUUUUUGUUGGGUUUGCUCCACUUGUUUCAAUGCACUUAUCCAUCAAUCUGGUGUCCAAACACCAAAUCAUCUCCUUUGAGGUUUUCCCUACAGCUGAAAAAGUUCACUUCCAUGAUGCUGUGACAAGAAAUAUGGCACCAUCAGUGGACAGAUCGACCAUAAAGGAUAAUGCUACAUUAGGUGUGAUAAGCGGAGAAGUACGAAGUGAGAUUUCUAAUUAUACACUUCUUGACCAAUCACUCAGACAAGAUCCAACUAUGGAGUUUCAUAAGCUUCUGAUCAUUGUCACCCCAACAUAUCCCCGGUCCUUUCAAACCUAUUAUUUGAACCGUUUGGCGCGCACCUUAAAAUUGGUACCUCCCCCUUUGUUGUGGAUAGUUGUGGAGAUGACGUCUCAGUCCAUGGAAACAGCUGACAUAUUGCGAAGAACUGGUGUCAUGUACAGGCAUCUUGUGUGCAAUGAGAACUUAACUGACAUGAUUGAUAGAGGCGUGCACCAAAGAAAUGUGGCACUGUCCCACAUUGAAACACACCGGCUUGAUGGAAUCAUUUACUUUGCAGAUGAUGAUAAUAUUUAUUCUGCUGAUCUCUUCGAACAGAUAAGGCAGAUCAGACGGCUUGGGACAUGGACAGUCGCCAAAAUGUUGGAGAGCCAAAGCAAAACUAUUUUGGAGGGUCCGAUCUGUAAUGGUUCUCAAGUUAUUGGAUGGCACACGGAUGAUUUGACAAGAAGAUUCAAGAGAUUCCAUGCCGAAAUGUCUGGGUUUGCAUUCAAUAGCAGUAUACUUUGGGAUCCAAAGAGAUGGCACCGACCUACUCUUGAACCUAUCAGGCAACUUGAUACAGUCAAGGCAGGCUUCCAAGUCAGCACCUUUAUUGAACAACUUGUAGAGGAUGAGAGCCAAAUGGAAGGCCUUCCACAGGAUUGUUCGAGGAUCAUGGUUUGGCAUCUUCAUGUGGAAUCGUCGUGUUCCCAUCCUCACAAAUGGUUUAUGAAGGAUAAUCUAGAUGGCAUUGCUCCACUUUCAUUGAGAUUUUGA
Molecule: messenger RNA, 1338 nt
Organism: Ilex paraguariensis (yerba mate)
Lineage: Eukaryota; Viridiplantae; Streptophyta; Magnoliopsida; Aquifoliales; Aquifoliaceae
Source: the annotation of a GenBank genome assembly